AUGGUAGAAAAUAAUGGGAUUGACAUUAAUGUUUCUAAUGUUUCUAAACCGGACUGCAUCAAGGAAGCUAUUGGUACUGCGGAGACAGUAUCCACUGCAGUUUCAGCUUUCGCGCCUAUCGCAGUUGUAGCAACUGCUAUACUUAAAUUAUGUGAAGAAAUGUGUGACAUACAUAAGAAGGCACAAUGUAAUGAAGAAAUGUGUGGCAUAUUAUUAGAUCAAGUACAAUUAGCUGAAUACCCUAUUAAGAAAUUAUUGCGAAAGAAAGAUGCUUCUCUUGAUAAAGAAUAUUGUGAUAAUUUGAUAAAAUUUAGACAGACUUUGGAAAAAAUGAAAAAUUUUGCUAAACAAGUGUCUCAACUUGGGAGUUUUAAAAAAUUUAUUUCUGGUAAUAACGUAAAAGAAAAUUUUGAUAACCUGUCUAAAGAAUUCGACACACGUAUGAAAUUUUUGAAUUUUAGCACCUUAAUUUACAAUGAGGAACAAAGAAUUAUUGAUCAACAACGAGUAGAUGACGAACUUAAUAGAAUACAAGAUUGGCUGGCUAAAUUAAGCGAUCAAGUUGACACGAAAUUGCAGUUUGCUGCAGAGAUGAUGAAUCGAACAGGUGAUAAAUCAGACUUUAAACCAACAAACAUAGAUCCGAAUUUAUUGCAAGAUUUAAAUGUCAACACUCGCUCUGGAAAAGUGGUCAAGAAAAAAUAUAUAUCACAACAGACAGAAGUUGCUUGUAAACCUAUAGAUCUUGUCGGACAAUCUCAAUCCCUAUUAGCAAUAUUGGAAAUGUUAAGUGAUUGUGAUUACUUUCUUAAAUUUUAUGGCAUGACUAAAUAUUAUCAACCAAAGAUCGCAAAUUUCGAAUUCUCUCGUAGUGUGACUUCUAAUAUAUCUAUGGAUAUUGGUAAUCGUAUUUUAGAAGUCAUUCGUUGGCUAGCUCCAGAAAAAAUUCGGAAUUCUGAAGUCCCAUAUUCUCAAAAGUGUGAAGUUUUCAGUUUCGGGAUGCUUCUUUGGGAACUUUCCUUUGAAAAAAUUCCAUAUAAAGAUUUGGAUUUAAAAAAUAUAAUGAAAUAUGUGCAAAAUGGUGGUAGAGAAAAGAUUACUUUUGGUCAAGUAAUAUCACAACAAGAAAGAGUAAUCCAGAAGGAAUUUGAAAAUAUCAUUAAAGGAGCCUGGCAUCAAGAUCCAGACCAACGACCAAGCAUUAUGAUAUUGUUUGAAUCAUUGAAAAAACUUGCAAAAGAUGACCCACCAGUAGUUUUUGAUGAUAAUACUUUAGAUUUGGAUGGAUCAUUUUCCCAAGAUGAGGAUCUAUUAACUCAAGAAUUUGAAGAUAUUAAUUUUGAUAAUUUUGGGUCAGAAAUAUUACCUUUUGAUGAAGGGAUUAGGCUUCACAAGAAAGAAACUAACGAGAAUGCGCAAGUGUUUUACGCACUUGCUAAAGAUGUAAGGCCAAAAGAAAGAAAAGAGUUGAUUAAAUAUUUAACGAUGGCUGCCGACAAUGGAAAUAGAGAUGCAUUAUUUAAUUUAGGCAAUGCGUUAUAUAAAAGAGAGUUCGAAAAAGGGUUAAAGUAUAUGAAGUUGGCGGCUUACAAAGGACAUCCCAAGGCAAUAGAAAAGGUAAAAGUGAUAGAUAAACGUGACAGAUAA
Cetraspora pellucida is the source of this 1647-nucleotide messenger RNA. NCBI's taxonomy places the organism in Eukaryota, Fungi, Glomeromycota, Glomeromycetes, Diversisporales, Gigasporaceae. The record is from the annotation of a GenBank genome assembly.